Molecule: messenger RNA, 927 nt
Organism: Danaus chrysippus (African queen)
Lineage: Eukaryota; Metazoa; Arthropoda; Insecta; Lepidoptera; Nymphalidae
Source: the annotation of a GenBank genome assembly
AUGGAGGUAUCUUUAAUGGAUUUUGAAUGUUUCGAACAACAAUUUACAGAAUUAAUAAGUGAAUUUCAAACUUUGUCGACAACUGAGAGUCAUUUGCGUAAUGCUGUUCGAGCUGAAGCUGUUCGUGCUGAAGCAGCGGAGGCAGCUAGAGAUGCAGCAUUGCGUGCCUCAGCGGAGUCCCAGGCCUCCGCUGCCGCAGCUACUGUAGGCGCUGAACAAGCAUCUAAAGCCCUAGCGGUAGCUCAAGAUGAACUGGUCACUAUUAAAAUGCAGUACGAACUUGCUGACCGUCAGCGAACACUUUUUGAAGAAAAUUGUAUUGAACUUAAUAAUAAGUUGAACGAAAUGAAGACAGAAUUAGAACAAUUGAGACCAUUACAAACAAGUUACAAGACAUUACAGCAACAGUUUGUUGAAUUACAGAAACGAAUACAGAAAGCGACCGAGGAUGCUGACAAUGAGGCUCGGUCCCUUGAGAGUGAACUGCAUCGUGUGUCUCGUUGUGCCGGCGGCGGGUCCGAGGUUCGAGAACGAGCUCGUCUCGCCGCCGCCGCUCACGCUAGGGACAAAAGACUGGCGAUGGACGAAAUGAAACACACUAUGAGAGAAUUACAACACGCUAGGGCCGAAAUAGCGCGCUUGACAACUGUAGUAGUUGAACUGGAAGGUCAAUUGUGUAAGCAAGAAGAAAUAAAAGCUAAUAAAUACGAUUUCGAAGAAACCAUCUCAGAGUUAAAAGCCGCUUUGGAAGCUGAGAGGAAUGAUACAGCUCGUCUCCAGAAAACUUUGGCUAAAGCCUUAUCUGAUAACGCAAUUUUAGCAUCGGAACUACACAAUAAUGACAACGAUGCACAAGCAAGAAUAACAUCUCCAAAUAAUAGUCCACACAGCCAUGACUGUCCCAUAGACUCAUUUCUAGCAGAAUAA